CAUACUAGGGCAAUGCAACUUGCACAAAUAUGCUUAACUCUAUAUAUACAUAGUUUCCAGAACAAUGCUUGAACAUGCACAUAUACAGCCCAGACCAAUAAUAAAAUCUGUCCUUAUCGUAGCAUUUUCUUUCUCCUCAAUGGCUUCAACUCUCUCAUCAAUCUUCUCUUCAGACAGCAAAUACUACCCUCAAUCUAAUGAUACUUUUAUUGCACCAGAAGAAGUAAAUCAAUCAAAUGACAACCAUAAUAUGCUUAAUGGUCUUGGAAUGUGGCUAGGCCAAGAAGAUUAUUACUUUCCAUUUUCCAACAAUUUUGGACCUUUUGAAAACUUGCCUCUCUCAGAAUGUACUAAUAACAUCGAUUGUCAUUCAUCCACUUCUAACUCCAUAAUGGAAGUUCCAACCUUUGGCACGACGUCGUCAGCGUUCGACGACAACAACAGUCAUAGCACAGGCUACACCCAUUUAUCAGUUACAGGCAGUACUACUUACAAUGAAUUAGAAGGCAAUGCUUACAGUACGUUACAAAAUUAUGUCCCAAGUUCCAACAAUUAUGCUGCUACUCUUCCUGAGUGUUGGGGAUUUCAAAGUCACGCGACCGAAAGUUCUGGAUCAGAGAACAGUAGUACUAAAGUGCGAAAAUAUUCGGCUGAAGAAAAAAAGGAUAGGAUUCUUCGAUAUCUUAAGAAGAGAAACCAAAGAAACUUCCGCAAAACUAUUAAGUAUGUCUGUCGUAAAACCUUGGCCGAUCGGAGGGUUCGAAUUCGGGGUCGAUUUGCCAAAAAUCAAGAAGAACAAUCACCCACAAGUUACAACCAUUUUAUUACCCAAGAAAAUGGUGUACCAUUACCAUUUCAUAAUGCUGGGAGUAAGAGCGAAAAUUAUGGUGAAAUCAACGAAGAAUGGCUGCAAGAAGCAAUGUCAAGCCUACUAUAUGUGCCUUACAUCAAUAGUUGGCAUCCUGAUCGACCUACUUUGUUUCUGAGUAACUAGACAAUAUUAUUUGUUGUACUAAUGCUCUAUACAUGUUCAAGGGAAAAAAGGAAAGAAAAAUUUACUACACGAUUUUAUCGAUCUAAUUAUCAGUCUGGUAGGUUGUAUAUAAUUGUGGUAAUCGUAAUGGUUUUAUGUAUAAUAUUGUAACAAAGAUUAUUGUCGCGGGUAGGAGAUGCCACUCAAGUAUGCGGUUUCUUUUCCUCUUUAGAUUUUUAUUACCAAGCAUUAGAUAUUAUAGUAAGAGUUAGCUAGGUGGUCUCAUAAGAAGCACAUAUUCUUAGGAGUAGCUAGAGUUGCAAUAUGUACCAUUGAAAUAUAUUUUUCUCACCAAUAUAACGCAUUUAAUCAUUAUUACUAUUAUUAUCAUUGUUACUAUUUGAUGUUGUUUUUUUACCAAACCGAUAUUCAGAU
Messenger RNA from Beta vulgaris subsp. vulgaris (sugar beet), 1408 nucleotides. RefSeq names its product zinc finger protein CONSTANS-LIKE 2. Gene Ontology annotation, biological process: regulation of flower development. The coding region runs from base 65 to 994 and encodes 309 amino acids. The record is from RefSeq and is a predicted model, not a curated record. Gene Ontology annotation, cellular component: nucleus. The transcript has 4 exons. Gene Ontology annotation, molecular function: protein binding. Lineage: Eukaryota; Viridiplantae; Streptophyta; Magnoliopsida; Caryophyllales; Amaranthaceae.